AUGUCUGCACUCCAGCGUUCCAGCGAGCAGCUUCCGGCGGCAGCAGAGCCUGUGGCUCCCCCUGCGGGCUGCUCAGCGGCGUGCACAGUCCUGCCGGCUGGCUGGGUGGGUGGUGGGCUGCGGGUGGGGGAGGGGAUGGACCGAGUCCCGGGUUGUCGGGAUGAGGGUUCGGGAAGGUCUGGCCAGUAAGAUUCUACUCCCUGGCUCUGCACCGGGUUCCCUACCCCUGUCUACGUCGGCUCCGCCACUUCAUGGCUUGAGACUAAAAGAGCAUCUCGGCAGGGGGCCUUCCAGCCCCAAAGCAGCCUGUCCAGAGACCCCCAAAUUCUGAUCUUGAAGUUGGAGGCCUCCGGGGAUGUUCUUUUUAAAUCUUUUAGAAGGGUUAGAGGGGUUGAGGCUGCCUGACCCCAGCCUAAUGUGGUAGGUAGGCCUUGGGAAGUGGAGCAUGGGGGCAAAGGAUCCAAGCGUUGAGCCUUCAUACCCUAUUCCCCAUCCAGUGGGGUGCCGAGGCUCGGGCAGCAUGACGACGGAGACCUUUGUGAAGGAUAUCAAGCCCGGGCUCAAGAAUCUGAACCUUAUCUUCAUUGUGCUGGAGACAGGCCGAGUGACCAAGACAAAGGACGGGCAUGAGGUUCGGACCUGCAAAGUGGCAGACAAAACAGGCAGCAUCAAUAUCUCCGUCUGGGAUGACGUCGGCAAUCUGAUUCAGCCUGGGGACAUUAUCCGGCUCACCAAAGGGUAUGCUUCAGUUUUCAAAGGUUGUCUGACACUGUAUACGGGCCGUGGGGGUGAUCUGCAGAAGAUUGGAGAAUUCUGUAUGGUUUAUUCUGAGGUUCCUAACUUCAGUGAGCCAAACCCAGAGUAUAGCACCCAGCAGGCACCCAACAAGGCGGUGCAGAAUGACAGCAACCCUUCAGCUUCCCAGCCUACCACUGGACCUCCAGCUGCUUCUCCAGCCUUGGAGAGCCAGAACGGGAAUGGACUGAGUGCCCCAUCAGGUCCCAGUGGUGGCCCACAUCCCCCUCAUACUCCCUCCCACCCACCCAGCACCCGAAUCACUCGAAGCCAGCCCAACCACACACCUGCAGGCCCGCCUGGCCCUUCCAGCAAUGCUGUUAGUAACGGCAAAGAAACCCGGAGGAGCAGCAAGAGAUAGCAUGGCAUUCUUCCUUCCUGCCACCAACCAACCACGUUCCAAGUGUCUGCUGGAGAGCAAGAUAGCCUUCUACUGGCUGGCUGGUGUAGUAGUAUUUUAGCCACUGAACUUCAGUGGCGGGGUGGUGAGCAGUGGCCUUAUCAACCCUAAUCUUGUACUCCCCCAUUGUCCAGAUGAACUACCUGUCCCCUGGGAAUCAGGACCCUCCACCUGCUCUCUUUCCUCUUUAGAAAUGGCAGUUACCGGCUGGGCGCGGUGGCUCAUGCCUGUAAUCCCAGCACUUUGGGAGGUCAAGGCAGGCGGAUCACCUGAGGUCGGGAGUUCGAGACCAUUCUGACCAACAUGAAGAAACCCCAUCUCUACUAAAAAUACAAAAUUAGCUGGGCAUGGUAGCUCAUGUUUGUAGUUUCAGCUACUCAGGAGGCUGAGGCAGGAGAACCGCUUGAACCCGGGAGGUGGAGGUUGCAGUGAGCUGAGAUUGUGCCAUUGCACUCCAGCCUGGGCAACAAGAGUGAAACUCCAUCUCAAAAAACAAAAAACAAAAAAAAAAAAAAAGAAAAGAAAUGGCAGUUACCAUCUAUUUCUUCUGUGUGAGACAUGGGGGUCUAACUGAAAUCUCUUUCCUAAUAAAUGUUAUCACUCUACUCUG
Saimiri boliviensis boliviensis (Bolivian squirrel monkey) is the source of this 1805-nucleotide messenger RNA. NCBI's taxonomy places the organism in Eukaryota, Metazoa, Chordata, Mammalia, Primates, Cebidae. The record is from RefSeq and is a predicted model, not a curated record.